UGCUAUGUUUAUAUUCAAUGUUAUGCAUGUAUAAUUGAUCGCCUAUUUCCUGCCGUGGCCAUUGGUCUUACACGGGCCCCUUGUGAUUCAAUGCAGUCUUGCCUAGCUACCGCUUGAACCUCUAUAUCCUUUUCCAACUUCUGACAUAAUUCAGUAUAACACCGCGAAGAAAUGUCGAUUCCCACGACAAAUGCAGAGUGGGCUGCCACGAUUUCAUCUAUCAAGGACUCCCUCCCAGCAACAUUCACCAACCGACCUGCUCCUUCUCCAUCUUCCAUCCCUGGGACUAUUGACCACACGCUCCUAGGCCUGUCAGCAACAGAGUCUGAAAUAGAUACUCUUUGCGAAGAGGCAAAAGAAUACAAAUUCGCUUCUGUUUGCGUCCGCGUCAACCAUGUCCGCCGCGCCGUAGAGAACCUCAAAGACACGCCCGAGGUGUGCGUCGCGGCAGUUGUCGGUUUCCAUGAGGGGACAUACAGGACAGCAGAGAAAGUGGACGAGGCCCUCGAGGCUGUGAGACAGGGAGCUUCAGAACUAGACAUGGUACUCAACUAUCCGCUUCUCAAGGAAGGGAAGUUUGUCGAUGUCUAUGAAGACAUCCUCGCUGUACGCAAGGCGGCUCCUUCGCCUAUCAGGCUCAAGGUCAUCCUCGAAACGUCCCAGCUGGACAGAGAUCAGAUCAUAGCUGGAUCGGUGAUUAGUUGUCUUGCCGGUGCAGAUUUUGUCAAAACGAGCACUGGAUUUAAUGGCUCUGGAGCUAGCGUUGAGAAUGUGUCUCUCAUGCGAGCUACGGUGGAUGCACUUGGAAAGGGCUGCAAGGUCAAAGCUAGUGGAGGAGUGCGUACGGCAGAGGACUGUGUACGGAUGCUUCAAGCCGGUGCGGAUAGGAUCGGAGCUAGUGCCGGAGUAAAGAUCGCAAAGCAACUGGCGGGAGAGACAAGCAUCGAGGGAUCGACUGCCGUUGGGGCAUAUUAAGACCAAGCUGGAGUAUAUCCAUAAGUAUCUGGCCACUCUUGUUAUAAACAGCAAGCGAAUUCUUGAAACGCAUUUCUAGAGAUCUCUAGUAAGGUGUUAAAGUUAAAUAUAUCCUCGACACAAGACU
Messenger RNA from Paecilomyces variotii, 1102 nucleotides. Its product is annotated as deoxyribose-phosphate aldolase. Bases 172 to 975 code for a protein of 267 amino acids. Gene Ontology annotation, biological process: carbohydrate catabolic process; deoxyribonucleotide catabolic process. The transcript has a single exon. The record is from RefSeq and is a predicted model, not a curated record. Gene Ontology annotation, molecular function: deoxyribose-phosphate aldolase activity. Lineage: Eukaryota; Fungi; Ascomycota; Eurotiomycetes; Eurotiales; Thermoascaceae. Gene Ontology annotation, cellular component: cytoplasm.